Molecule: messenger RNA, 677 nt
Organism: Antechinus flavipes (yellow-footed antechinus)
Lineage: Eukaryota; Metazoa; Chordata; Mammalia; Dasyuromorphia; Dasyuridae
Product: immunoglobulin superfamily member 1-like
Exons: 4
Coding region: 13-489 (158 amino acids)
Source: RefSeq, a predicted model, not a curated record
UUUGACUGCACCAUGGCCUCCACACUCUCCUUUUUACUCUAUCUUGGGCUGUGUCUGAGUCAGAGGAUCAGAGCACAGGAGGGCCGUCUCCCCAAACCUAACCUCUCAGUUCAGAAAAAUGUUAUCCUGGUCCCAAGGGGCAAUGUGACCUUCAGGUGCCAUAUGUCAGAUGAUGAUUUGCCACACCAUAAAUGGACAUAUCUUCUGUUCAAUGAGGGGAAUUCCAGGCCCUUAUGUGCAAAGACUAGUGAAACAAGCUGGGUUGAGUUUACCCUACUGUUUGAGACAAGCCAGGAUUUUGGGAACUACAGCUGCAAGUACUUUAUCACUCAGAACUCACAAAUAGAGUCGGUGGUCAGCACAGUCCUGGAGAUUUCUGAGAAAGACUCUACCCAGUCCUCUGCAAUCAGACUCUACCCAGAUUUUGUAAUCAAUCUCUUUUGCAUCAGCCUGGUUGGAUGGGUCCUCCUUGUGACUGGAACAGCCUGAGGAGUUGAGGAUGAGCCAGAAAUUGUCUAACUGGAUAAGGAUGAACAGAAAGAAAGCAUAUGCUGAUAUCAAAGAAUUAUAGGAACUUCAAACUAACCAGCAAGUGUUGAGGGAAAGAAAUCAGUCAACUCUGGGCAACAUAAGAAGACCCAAACCCAGCUAAUGUCCUAAGCUGGCCAUCAGAAACC